GGCGAAGCGCUUGGCGUUCUCCAGGUUGCGGAAGAUUUCAUCAGGUGGAAGGGUGAUGCUCUUAUCCAAACUGCCGUGCCCGCCGCUCCCUCUGCCUCCCCGCUCCGCCAUUUUGAACGCUAGCCCCGCUCCUCGCCCGGCCUCAUCGGUAUGCAAACGGUGUAUUGAGGCAGCACUGAAAACCAUCUAAGCUGCUGGAGCGAACUGCUGUGUCCCAUUGCCUGAGGCCUGGCCUGCAGGGGCAGAGGUGUGCUCAUCUCCCAGUGUGCUGCUUGUGCAUGGAGUAUGCCUGAGGAUCUAGAGGUGGAAACGGCGGAGGGAGGCAUGUGUGAGAGUGUGGGAAACUCCGCCAAGCCUCAGACCCACAGACUCUCAGGAAGGCUGCACAGUAUAAAUGCAGGGCCGAGGCAGCUUCCAGCGACACAUUUCUCCUGGACUUCCACUCUGAGACAUUCCUUCCCCUCUCGGGACAGAUGGCUCCCAGCGUUGUUUUCCUGGAGCCCGACAACCUGCUGACUCCAAAGGAGAGAAACAAACUCAGGAAGCCGGUGGUGGAGAAGAUGCGCCGUGACCGGAUUAACAGCAGCAUUGAGCAGCUGAAGCUGCUCCUGGAGAAGGAGUUCCAGAGACACCAACCCAACUCCAAGCUGGAGAAAGCUGACAUCCUGGAGAUGACUGUCAGCUACCUGAAGCAGCAGAGCCAGCUGCAAAUGAAGACUUCAGGAUCCUUCCAUAAAAGCUCUCAGUUUGACUUCAGAGAGGGUUAUUCUCGGUGUUUGCAAGAGGCUUUCCAUUUCCUCUCUCUUCAUAAAGUCCGAACUGAAACACAGACCAAGCUCCUAAGUCACUUCCAGAAGAGCCAAUCCACUGCUCCAGAGGUUUCCUUUUCCCCCAGCAAGCCCAGCACCCUGAAGCAAGCAUCACCAAAAGACGCCGGUACUCUCUGGAGGCCCUGGUAGUCAGGGAAGCUCUCACUUAGUGAACCUUUGCCUCUUAGAGUCCAGAGGAAGAAACUGACUGCAUCCGAUAGUCCAGCUCUGAUCCUCUCUUCUGUAGGGUGCAUUAUUUCCCCAUAUACUUUAUUUAUGUGUGAAAAGAAUGGCGUGCUUUUGACUUUUAUGGGAUCCUUUGGCAAAAGCUCAGGCAUUCUGUUGUGUGGUAUUGAAGCUGUGUAGGUACUGGUGGUACAGAGCACAGUGUGUUGCCCACUUUGUGGGCACAUGUCUCCAAAUGAAGGAGGAUAUUUUUGUAGAAGUUACUUUUGUGAUGGGCAAGAAUUGCAGUAAGAGAAUUUCCCUAGUAUUGCAUGUAAGAGCCAUUGGCUUUGCUCUGGUAUGUCUGGUAACUCUCGUUUGCUCAGUCAUUCUGGAGAGUAAAUGUGCAACUUCAGUUCAUGCACACUUAAUUAAAUUCCAAUUCCUCCCAUUUGCUCAUAACUUGUACUGUGUGAAAGGUGGUUUUUGCUUUGUCCUGGACUUUUCUUCUUUGAUAGUCCUAGCACAUACAGUGUGAUGGAUGAACUGAAGCUAGGAAACUAUGUGGAAUAUUUCUACUAUUUUGCUGCUUUUUUCGAUUUAGAAAAAUAAUGUGUUACUGCUUUAUGUUAAAGAAAAGAGUAGAUAAAAGGCUCGAUUUGUCAAUGUUAUAUAUUUGGGUGUAAGUUAUGCUUUUUCUAGCAUCUUCAUUAUAAUAAUGAUUGUUUGUCUGUAUUGAGUGCUGUAAUCCAUGGUGGAUAGUGUUUCUCCCAUUCCUGGGACAGCCCUACGGCUUACAUGCAUACUGUGUAUGCGUC
This is a messenger RNA of Centrocercus urophasianus (Greater sage-grouse), 1792 nucleotides long. RefSeq names its product transcription factor HES-5-like. The record is from RefSeq and is a predicted model, not a curated record. Gene Ontology annotation, biological process: anterior/posterior pattern specification; regulation of transcription by RNA polymerase II; regulation of neurogenesis. Gene Ontology annotation, molecular function: RNA polymerase II cis-regulatory region sequence-specific DNA binding; DNA-binding transcription factor activity, RNA polymerase II-specific; protein dimerization activity. NCBI's taxonomy places the organism in Eukaryota, Metazoa, Chordata, Aves, Galliformes, Phasianidae. The transcript has 5 exons. Gene Ontology annotation, cellular component: nucleus. Bases 474 to 959 code for a protein of 161 amino acids.